Molecule: messenger RNA, 2109 nt
Organism: Diaporthe batatas
Lineage: Eukaryota; Fungi; Ascomycota; Sordariomycetes; Diaporthales; Diaporthaceae
Exons: 2
Coding region: 1-2109 (702 amino acids)
Source: RefSeq, a predicted model, not a curated record
AUGGAAUCGGACAAUUCCUCGUUUGAGGCACCCAAGAGCCCGCCUGUGGAUAAGUCUCCCGCGCAGACACCACCCAUCGAGCCCAAGAAGACCCCAGAGACGUCCCCCGACAAGGGCGCUGUCGCAUCGGAGCCAGCCACCCCAAGAUCAGACAAAAUCCAGCCAGAGAAGGCAUCAUUUGCCACGACCAUGCCCAGCAUGGCAUACGGCGCAGACAGCGAGGUUGGCUCGGUUAUCAAGGACCCCGGCCUUGAUGACGAUACUGGCAACGACAAUGACUUGAGUGAUCCACCCGAGUCUAUAAGCGGCAUGUCUGAUGUGCCCAUGAACGAAGGCUCCCAGGACGAGAUCGUUGUUGGCUCCGCCAACAAUGAUGGCACCCCCAAGACCGAGGGUCUCCCCCCCGCUGUUGACCGGGAGGACUCUAACAUCAUGGAUGUCGACCAAGAGGAGGAGAUGGCUGACGCCCCCAUUUCCAACUAUCCUAAGCGGAAGCGGUCUUAUGUCUUUGGUGAUCUCACCGAGGACAAGAUAAACAAGUCCUUGGUCCCCGACGAGACGGACGAAGAAGCCUCUCCAGCCCCAGGCCCUGCAGCCGCACCCAGGAUCGGUAAGACGCCCCGCACAACUCAUGGCCUUGCUAGUGUCAAGGGCGUGACGAUUGGCUAUUGGCGUGAGUCCAAGGCGCCCAUCGGUGAUAAGCAUAUUGUUAAGGGCUUUAUCGAUUCCCGUGACCGCCUGCGCACUCGUGUCCAGCCCUGCAACCGCCAUGGCAAGGUUGUCACCGACCUUUACCCCCUUAAUCCGGGACCUGGUGGCAGCUGGGUGACCUUUGAGAAGAUCGUGUUCGAUGAUCAUCUCGUGCAUCUUGACCAGACCCAGGUCAAGGAGUAUGUCAAGAUCCGGUCUGAGAUGGAUGACCCUGAGGGCGAGAUUGGCCCCAACUCGGCCGCCGUCCAGCAGGCCAUAGCGCGGUGCAAGGCACGCGGCGCCCAGGUUGAAGGAGCCCAGCCGCCACAGAUUGCUUACGGUGUCGACAUCCCCGACCAUGCCCUUCAUCGUCCCGAGAAGCGUCGCCGUACAGGGGGAGUCAACUCUGCCAACGCCACCCCGGUUGCGAAGUCCGCCAACACCCCCUCACACCCGCCCGUGGCUGAUCUCCAUGGCACCCGCCCUACCAAGAUCCUCCUGGGUUUCUGGAAGGGCUCUGCCGAGCCCGACGAUAAGGACAAGCACGCUGUUUUCGGCAUUCUUGGCAACAACGACAUGUUCCGCGUCAAGGUGGGGCGGGAGACUCGUGAUGGCAGGCCUUUGCAGAGUAACUUCCCUUCUGGCGCAGGCGCGCUAUGGCUCUCGUUCGAUGAGUACCAGAUUGAGGACUACCUUGAGGGCAUGAGCCGCGUGGAACUCAAGGAGUAUUGUCGUGUUCGGCAGUAUCAGAUGGAUCACGGCGAGCGCCCCGAGGACAAGGAUCAGAAUCGCAAGCUGGCUAUCGACGAGGCACGUCACCGCGUCGCUUCGGGCUUUACCAAGCCUGAGCCUAGAGAGCAGCCCUUGCCAUCCAACACCAACGGCGGCCUCGGCGAGGGUCCAUACCCUGAUAAUUUCCUCAAGCGCGAGACUCCUACCCACGAGACCCGUCAAGCCCACGCCCGCCGUUCGCUGCCGACUCUCGUGCCAAACCAGGCUCGCCAGUCCACGCAGCCUCCCGAGUUCCGCGCUGCUAACCGCGGCGUUGCUGUCGAGUCCCGCACAAACAACUUGGCCGUCAACGCGGUCGCUCGCGCAGAGGCAAGGCAGACAAAGAACGACCAGCGCGAGGCUGCCUACAUGGCCCGUCAGACCACCGAGGGCGAGGUCGACGGAGAAGCCGAUGGUCAGGCUACCUUCCAGGACAACGUCUCCCGCCUGAACCGAGUCUGGGCUGCUCAGGAGGCCCGCCGUAUGCGAGCGAACAAGGAGGACGCCAAGAUCUACAUGGGCAUCAAGUACGAGCGCAAGCAGACUGGCCCCUUCGAGGGCAAGCUCGUCUCCCAGGGGACCAUCAUCUCUAUUGACGGCGAGGACUACGUGGAGUACCGCGUUCUUACGAAACCCACCUUCUUCUAG